AUGACUUCUCCAUCCACGAAAUGCAAUUUGGCCGCGCUGGGUGCAUUGGUUUUGGUCAAUUUCUACUUGGUCUAUUAUUUGUCAGUCAACUACUGGUUGAAGACAAAAGAGACCACAGAGACGGUGCCGACCAGAGUUCCGAGGAGGAAUAAGACUUGUAAGCAGUGUUAAUCCCUAUAUAGUAUAUUUUUUGAUUCUAAAUGAGGGAUGCUGCAAGAAAAAACGGUAGAAUUUUGACUAUAUUUGACAAAAAUAUGAUUGACGGUGUCUGAGACUGAUAGCCCCAGAUUUUGAGCUUGCACUUUCCAUGCGGUUCUCAGAUUUUCUUUGAACUUUGCACACACGUCAGAUAUAAGCCACACAUCAAUUGCUGAAAAAUUUAGCUCGAGCUUUCUCAACGCAGCCGAGAUAUUCAGCGAUCCUUGCCGCCAAGGGAGUCCGCGGGAUUUUUGGCCAUGUCUUUGCCAGUUUUGGGUGGAAAAAAUAAGAUUGUUUUUGUGCGUUUACAUGUUACCCUCUGCAAUUUGAAGAGGCAAAAGACUCGCAAAUCUCUUAAAAAACCUAUUCUAAUCUAGUACCAAGUUCCAUCAAAAUCUGGUCAUCGCACUUUAAACAGUUCCCCUGUUUGUUUCGACUGGUAAAGUUACUUUUACUUCAAAGAAUGUAGCGAUAAAUUUCAUUUUUUGUUGGCCGACCGAUUCUUCUCGUCUCUCAAAUUUCCUAGUAUCCGUAGGGGUUCGUAUAUACACAGAGUCUACAGUGAACGGAAGCUAAAGCUGAGGCUCUUUGAAUCCUCAUACGUUAUUUGCAGUGCCUCCGCUCCCACUAACAUACAGCAUCGAUGAGCAGUUGCGAGUUGAGAAGAUUCUAUCGAAAUUCUUCGAUAAUGAUGGUGUAACAACCACAAAUGUCGACAAUUUCUCUCAAGAAUGCGUUUUCGUGAACAAGCGCAGUCGUUUUUCGCCUCGAGGUUACGUUAUCAACAAAUCGUUGAUAAUCCACCCACCUCAAGACGAAAAUCUCAAAGAAGUUUGCAAUUACAGGCAAGUUCUGACAAAAAGAAUUAGAAUGAAAUAGAAUUGGCAUCAAAAAAUAUUACUUUAGAUGCAUAAAGUUGGAUGGCCAUCAGCAAACUCGAUACGAAUGGAAAUAUAUCGUUGUGAAGUAUGCUAUGACCGUCCCUGACUGUGAUAUGAUUGAAAUCAAAUGUGUUGAUCAAUGGAAUGAAGAGAUCACCUAUUGCGAUAUUAUACUGAGGUUUUUGUAUUAA
Molecule: messenger RNA, 1270 nt
Organism: Bursaphelenchus xylophilus (pine wood nematode)
Lineage: Eukaryota; Metazoa; Nematoda; Chromadorea; Rhabditida; Aphelenchoididae
Source: the annotation of a GenBank genome assembly